ACCGCUCUUUGCAACCUCCAUUCACGCUCGCUUUUUUAGGUUACAAAAUGUGCUUUGCCCACGUUAUUUUUAAGCUGGGAUGUAUUAUCGUAAUAAUUUGACCGAAUAACUGAUGAGAAGGCGUCCGAUUUAUUUUAAAUUAUCUGACAAAAGGUAAAUUUUAUUUUGCUAUUUUUUACUUCGGAACAACGCCUCAUCAUGGAUAUGUUCAACGUUUUCGAGCAGAGCUCUUCUAACAGACCGGACCAAGAAAAUGGUAAGCAGGAGAACAGGUUGGCCGUUCUACUCGGGAAGAAGAGGGAGGCCGGAAAACCGGAAGAGACGAAGACCAAGAAGAAGAGGCCCUCUGAGAGGAAAGAAGAAGAGCGGGCCAUGGAAGAAGAUAUCAAGCAGGAGGAUUUCAUUGAACCGAUGAACUCAGUUGAAGAGACAAAGUUUAAAAUCGACCAGGCCAGGUGUGAUUUUCUUUCAACAUCAUCCGUUGAGAGUCCUCACAUCAAAAUUCAUGUCGUAGAAGCCCUUGAGCUAUGCCUUCAUGAAGUCGCCAUCCCUCCCGGCAUACCGUACAAACCGUUAAUCAGGCCGAAAACUCUCUUAAAAGAGUAUAAAUUUCUUCUCGAUCCUUUUCAAAAAGAAGCGAUCAUGUGUAUAGAAAAUGACGAGUCGGUACUAGUUUCUGCGCACACGUCAUCGGGAAAAACAGUCGUUGGCGAGUACAGUAUACUCAAGUCAUUGAAAUUAAAACAGAGGGUUAUAUACACGACUCCGAUCAAAGCUCUUAGUAAUCAGAAAUACCGAGAGUUUCAGGAGGAGUUUCAGGACGUUGGGCUUAUAACCGGUGAUGUGACGAUCAACCCUUCGGCUGGUUGUCUCAUAAUGACGACUGAAAUUUUGCGUAAUAUGCUUUAUCGUGGGUCCGUCAUUAUCAAGGAAGUGUCGUGGGUCAUCUUUGACGAAAUCCACUAUAUGAGGGAUAAAGAACGUGGUGUUGUCUGGGAAGAGACGCUUAUAUUGUUACCUGACAAUGUACAUUACGUAUUUCUUUCCGCUACGAUCCCAAACGCUCGACAGUUUGCAGAGUGGGUCGCUCAUAUACACAACCAACCUUGUCAUGUCGUCUACACAGAUUACCGCCCUACACCUUUGCAGCAUUACAUAUUCCCUGUCGGUGGAGAUUGUUUACACCUUGUUGUUGAUGAGAAGGGCGUUUUUAAUGAAAGAAACUUUGAGCUUGCAAUGAAGCUGAUAAGCAACCCAGGGCUGGUACAGAAAACAGAGAAUAAAGUAAAAAAGGGAAGGUCGAAUGAAGGGAAAGAAACAAGCUGUUUAAAAAUUGUAAGAAUGGUCAUGGAGAAAAACCUCGCACCUGCGAUUAUAUUCUCUUUCAGUAAAAAGGAUUGUGAAGUUUAUGCCAUGCAGAUAGCAAAGUUAGACUUUAAUACGUCAGAAGAGAAACGCUUGGUGGAUGAAAUUUUCCAAAACGCAAUGGACAUUUUAUCAGAAGAAGAUAGAGCCUUGCCACAGGUGGAAAAUGUACUUCCCCUUUUGCGAAGAGGCAUAGGAAUCCAUCACGGUGGACUCCUUCCCAUACUAAAAGAGACGAUUGAAGUGCUGUUUUCUGAAGGUCUGAUAAAGGCAUUAUUUGCCACGGAAACUUUUGCAAUGGGCCUCAACAUGCCGGCAAGAACUGUUGUGUUCACAGCCACCAAAAAGUUCGACGGACACGAGAGCCGUAGUAUCACUUCAGGAGAGUAUAUUCAAAUGUCUGGGCGUGCUGGGAGAAGAGGCCUGGAUGAUAAAGGGACUGUUAUCGUCAUGAUGGAGGAAAUGUUUGGACCUCUUGUUGGCAAGAGUCUCUUUCAAGGAAAAGCUGAUGCACUUAAUUCUGCUUUCCAUCUCAGCUACAACAUGAUCCUUAACUUGAUCAGAGUCGACGACAUCAACCCCGAGUAUCUUUUGGAUAGGAGUUUUUUCCAGUUUCAAAACCAUGCAAACAUCCCUGUUCUAAAAACAGAAUUAAAACAGGUCGAGGAAAAGCUCGCUAAUAUCGAAAUCAAGCAUGAAACAGAUGUUUCAAGCUAUGACCGUCUUGUUAAAGAAAGGGAACAGUUAUAUAAAGAGUAUGUAGCUUAUAUCCACAAUCCAGAUGUCAUUCAACAGUUUUUACGACCUGGGAGAUUGGUAAGGAUAAAAGAAAUGAAAAAAGAAGAAGACUUUGGAUGGGCUAUGCUUCUCAGCUUUAAAGUUAUCAAUUCAAAGAAAAAGAAUCCUGCCCAGGAACCUGCAACACUCACUAUUGAUGUAUUGCUGAUGAUCGAUCCCUCAUCUAGCAAUACAGACCCAAAGAAAUGUCCAAAAGGAGUGACAGGAAAGCUGUGUGUCAUAACUAUGCCGCACACCAAUAUAAUGGAGCUUAGUAGUGUAUGCGUUGUUUUGCCUAAAGAUCUGAGAACUCAGGACAACAUGGCAACCGCUUCUAUGGCGUAUAAAGAAGUAGAGGAGCGGUUCAAAGGAAAGUUCCCAAUAUUAGACCCGGUGAAAAACAUGAGGAUUCAACAAGAAAGGUUUUUAGAAUUAGAUCAGCAUAUCAAGAACCUAACCAAGAGAAUAGAAAACCAUAAAGCGAACCAGUAUUCCGAUUUGGAUAAACUACUUUCAGUUUUAGAUGAAAAAAAUAAAUUAUUACAGAAUAAAAAUAACAUUAAGACAGAAAUGGAAAAAUGCCUUUCGCUCUUACACAUGGAGGAGCUGAAAAGUAGGAAAAGGGUCCUGCGUCGAUUGGAAUUUUGCACAGAGACCGACGUGAUUGAACUCAAGGGAAGAGUAGCUUGUGAAAUAAGCAGUGCGGAUGAACUUCUGCUCACUGAAAUGCUCUUUGCUGGUAUAUUUAAUGAUCUCAGUCCCCAGAAUGCCACUGCCUUGCUCAGCUGUUUUGUGUGUGAAGAAAAAGGGACUAACAACUCCAAAGUACCUGAUGAGUUGAUAGCUCCGCUAAGGCACACCAAGGAGCUCGCCAAACGGAUAUUGAACGUUUGCGUCGAGGCUAAGCUUGACAUAGACAAAUCCGGUUAUCUGGAGCAGGUCCGGCCGUUCCUAGCCGAAGUCGUCCUGGCAUGGUGCAACGGUGUAUCCUUUAUGGAAGUCUGCAGAAUUUCUGAUACAUUUGAAGGCAACAUUAUACGCUGUCUGAGACGGCUUGAAGAGCUUUUGAGACAAUUUAUUCAAGCUGCAAAAACUCUAGGAAACCAAGACCUUGAAAUAAAGUUCAAUGAAGGCAUCCGCAUGAUCAAACGGGACAUUGUAUUUGCUGCAAGUUUGUACCUGUAAUAUAAAAUUAUAAUUGUAAUGACAAUUUGUGAAAUUUUGUUUGUUUUUAGUCAUACUUUUAAUCUUUUCAAUAUGAUGUAAAUUGAUUAUGGCUAAUGUUAUUUUUAUAAAUGUGGUUUUAAUAUUUCUAAUAAAUUGAACUAUUUUUGUUUUA
Messenger RNA from Cimex lectularius (bed bug), 3481 nucleotides. RefSeq names its product exosome RNA helicase MTR4 (gene Mtr4). Bases 199 to 3327 code for a protein of 1042 amino acids. The record is from RefSeq and is a predicted model, not a curated record. NCBI's taxonomy places the organism in Eukaryota, Metazoa, Arthropoda, Insecta, Hemiptera, Cimicidae. Gene Ontology annotation, biological process: RNA catabolic process; maturation of 5.8S rRNA. Gene Ontology annotation, molecular function: RNA helicase activity; ATP binding; RNA binding. The transcript has a single exon. Gene Ontology annotation, cellular component: nucleus.